This is a messenger RNA of Schistosoma curassoni, 870 nucleotides long. Lineage: Eukaryota; Metazoa; Platyhelminthes; Trematoda; Strigeidida; Schistosomatidae. The record is from the annotation of a GenBank genome assembly.
AUGGAUGUUGAUUUGUACGCGUACUUUGGCCUCAGAGAUGAUUGUACUGCAAAGGACAUUCAGAGAGCGUAUAAGAAGAAGGCAAGGGAGGCACAUCCUGAUAAAAAUCAAGACAAUCCGUUGGCAAAGGAAUCAUUUCAGCAACUGGCUAUUUAUUUCGAAAUUCUUCACGAUCCCGUUAAAAGGAAAGAAUAUGAUCAGAAAUGGAAAGCAAAAAGAGAGGCUAUUAGAAGAAUGGAAUCUAUGGACUCGUCACGAAGAAAGCUUAAAGAAGAGCUAGAAGCGAGAGAAGCGGCUGCCAUGGCUUUGCGGAAGAGGCAGUUUGAAACUGUGGUUAAACAACAAGCAGCCGACCAGAUUCGCAGGGAUUGGGAACGCCAUACUGAAGAAAUGAAGUGGCAAGCUGAAAGGAAACGAAAAUCUACAAAUGAGGAGACUGACGAUGUGAAGUUCAAAUGUACUAAAUCUGAUCAGGCUGUGGUGAGAAUAAAAUGGGCUUACGGAGAAAACUUUCAGGCCAACGCUUGCUACACAGAAUCGUUCCUAAGAACAUGUUUAUCAGAGUUCGGUGACGUGAUAGCUUUCGUCAUUGGUAAACGUGGCAGUGCCAUUGCUGAGUUUUCCACCUAUAAUGAAGCAAAAAAAGCAAUAAAGGCAUCUGAACGUGGGGCAGUUGGUCUUCCAAGUUUACCCCUUCAAUUAUCAUGGUUGUCAAUAAGUAACACAAAUGUGGUUAGUGAUUCAAAUAACGUCAAAGAUAAACAAGUGGAAAAAGAUAAAUUCAUAUAUGAACCAACUCCAAAUAAUAAGUCUAACUUUGAAACAUUCGAACAAGACAUCUUAUCUCGUAUGGCAAGCUUUGGACAAUAA